AUGGGGUUCAAAGAUGGUGAAAAACUUCGAUUUGAUAACAGAAUAGUUAUCAUUACUAGUGCUGAAGGAGAGCCCACAAAGGAGACUGUGGUCCUCAUAACGGAAGCUGGAGGGAAUGCAAUUGCGGCUUUUGGAUCUGUCGCUGACCGCAAAACAUGCGAGGCCAUUGUCACGACUGCCAUCAAGCAAUACAGACGUGUCGAUGUGCUCAUCAAAAAUGCCGGAAUUGAGAUCAAAAAGCCCUUCGAAGAUAUGACUGUUGAUGACCUCUCGCGUAUGCUCGAUGUACAUGUUAUGGGCAGCUGGCACCUGCCACAGCUUCUGUGGCCACACAUGAAAUUAGCAGGAUACGGCAAGAUAAUCAUGGUAUGCUCCAGCUCCCUAUUUGGUAUACCGUAUAAUAGUGCGUACGUCACCGCCAAAGGUGCACUUUAUGGGUUGAUGCGUUCCCUGUCAUACAAAGGAAGAGAAUUCGGUGUUAAAGUAAAUUGUCUUGUACCAGUGGCAUUCACGCAAAUGACCAAAGUUAUAGCUCAUGAAUUCCAAUGGAAUUUCGUAGCCCAGUCGAUGCCUGCAUGGACUACCUCGCCCGUCUGCGCCUGGCUGGCUCACGAAGCUAAUGACGAUACUGGCGAAAUGAUUUCCACAUAUGGGUGCAGUAUAGGUCGGAUGUUCUUUGCCGAAACGAAAGGAUUCUGCUGCGAAACUGGAGAACAUACCAUCGAAAUAGUGAAGAGCCACUAUGAAGCAGCGCGCGAUAAGGCUGGAUAUAUCGUCCCGACUUCUGUUGAAGAUGAAAAUAAGAGGUUAGAAGGAUAUAUUGAAUGCUACCCAAGAGAGGCCUUCAACCAUCUUUUCAUAACAGCUAGAAUUCUCUAGCAGUCUUCGUCCCCGAGAUGGAUAUCGUGGUCCGAAUGAUACCCUUAUAAUGAACAUCAUUAUUGGGAAUGUGCUAAAAUCAAUGAUGAAUGUGAAAAUUGUGUAUUACCCGCUGUUGUGACUCUCCUACCUUCGCUUCGCUUAUUGCUAUCUUCUGCGCAAUCCUCUCACACCUCGCACGAUCGAUGUCAGCCUUCUUCUUUGCCUAGAACAACUCUUCGUCUGGCCAAAGGCCUCUAAGGAAGAAGAAUAAACCUCCACCCCACCCCUACCCCGAUUUGGGAUAGCGAUCUUCGAGAAUUUGUAGUGUCUUCGUGACACGAUCGUCUUCAAUCACUCUCCGACUUUGGAGGUCAACACUGUG
Bipolaris sorokiniana ND90Pr is the source of this 1243-nucleotide messenger RNA. RefSeq lists its product as uncharacterized. The transcript has 2 exons. Lineage: Eukaryota; Fungi; Ascomycota; Dothideomycetes; Pleosporales; Pleosporaceae. The record is from RefSeq and is a predicted model, not a curated record. Bases 1 to 879 code for a protein of 292 amino acids.